AUGCCUACGGUUAAUCAACUGGUAAGAAAGCCCAGGGUCAAGGUCGUGAAGAAGACCAAAAAUCGCGUGAAGCGGACCACCGGCUCCCCGCAAAAGAGGGGCGUCUGUGUCCAGGUGCGCACCGUCACUCCCAAGAAACCGAACUCCGCCUUGAGGAAGGUUGCCCGCGUGCGCCUGGCCAACGGGAUGGAAGUUACGGCGUACAUCCCCGGAGAGGGACACACCCUUCAGGAGCACUCCGUUGUCCUCAUAAGAGGCGGCAGGGUAAAGGACCUACCUGGGGUCAGGUAUCACAUUGUCAGAGGCGCUUUGGACUGUACCGGAGUGGUUAAUCGGAAGCGUGGGCGGAGCAAGUACGGCACCAAAGCAGCCGCGGUGCCGGGGAGGUAG
Geodia barretti is the source of this 390-nucleotide messenger RNA. NCBI's taxonomy places the organism in Eukaryota, Metazoa, Porifera, Demospongiae, Tetractinellida, Geodiidae. The record is from the annotation of a GenBank genome assembly.